Molecule: messenger RNA, 4427 nt
Organism: Hippoglossus stenolepis (Pacific halibut)
Lineage: Eukaryota; Metazoa; Chordata; Actinopteri; Pleuronectiformes; Pleuronectidae
Gene: srrm2
Product: serine/arginine repetitive matrix 2
Exons: 14
Coding region: 221-3928 (1235 amino acids)
Source: RefSeq, a predicted model, not a curated record
ACCCACGUCCUGUGCGUGUGACGUCACUGGGUUCCUCAUCGUCCUGCUGUGCUCGGUGAUCGGAGCCGUUAGCUCGAAGCUAACUAGUCGCGUUUCUUUAUUCUUCCCCGCUCCGAGGACUCGGUUGGUAUUCAGUCUGUUCCGGUGUCUGGAUCUACGGGAUUUAUUUAUCGUACAUUUCCCUCCGACGCCGCUUUCUCUCCGGAGAAAACCCUGAGCCAUGUACAAUGGGAUUGGCCUGACGACUCCGAGGGGCAGUGGCACCAAUGGCUACGUGCAGCGCAACCUGUCGAGCGUGCGCGCUAAGCGGCCGCGGGACGAGCGCGGUGGUGAUCGUGACGAGAAGGACCGGGAGAGGCUGGAGAGUCAGCUCAACAGGCAGCCCAAUGCGGACAUCCUGGAGCACCAGCGGAAGAGGCAGCUGGAGGUCAAGUGUGCUGAGUUACAGGACAUGAUGGAGGAGCAAGGGUAUUCUGCUGAGGAGAUAGAGGAGAAGGUGAACAGUUUCCGAAUGAUGCUGCAGGAGAAAGAGGAGCCGACUCCUGCCACCGCCGAGAGACCAACGGCGACGGAGACUCAUGCCCUGGCUGCGGCCAACCAGCAGAAGAACGACCGUCUCCGCGCUGCGUUUGGAAUCUCCAGCGACUACGUGGAUGGUUCGUCCUUCCACGCCGACCGCAAAGAGAGGGAGAAGGAGAAGAGAGAGCAGGAGCGUCUGGAGCGAGAGAAGCAGCAGCAACAGAAAUAUACGUUGGUGGAAGAUUCGGACGAUUCAGAUUCUCCUCCCAAGAAGCGCAGUCGGAAGAAGAAGAAGAAAAACAAGAACAGAGACGGUUCAGAGAGUCCCUCCCCGUCUCCUCGCAGAGAGAAGAAGAAAUCUAAAAAGAAGAAAAAGAAGCGUGAGGUGUCAGAAGAGAGUGAAGAAGACAGCUCCUCAGACGAGAAACAGAAGGUGUCAAAGAAGAAAGGAAAGAAGAGUGAUAGUUCGAGUUCUCCAAAAACGAAGGCGGUGCAAGGCAGCGGUGUUUCCUCCGACUCUUCUCACAGUCAGUCUCCAGCUCCAGUGAGGUCACGUCAACAGGAACAAUCUGCAAGAAAAGAUGACGAUGGAAGACAGGAAAGAUCGCCCGACAGGAGGAGGCGGGGCCACGACGAGCUCAUCCCACAGCGCCAGGGAAGAGAAACGAGGCCCAAUCCUGAGAGAGAGCGCCCGAGUGAGAUGGAGAAGACCUCCGCCAAGAGGAGACAUGACUCCUCAUCCCCCUCUCCUCCGCCACAGACUGAUAAAAGCUGGGAAAGGGAGAAAGGGAGGCGCUCCAGAAGCAGAGAGAUGCAGAGGAGGAGGCGUUCAAGGAGCAUAGAAAAGAGAGAGAGAGGGAGGCGAUCCAGAAGCAGAGAGAUGGACAAAGGAAAGCGCUCAAGGAGUAGAGAAAAUGAUAGAGAGAAAGGGAGGAGGUCGAGAAGCAGAGAAAAUGAGAGGGAGAAAGGGAGGAGGUCCAAAAGCAGAGACGUGGAGAAAGGGAGGAGCUCGAAAAGCAGAGAUGUGGAGAAAGGGAGGAGGUCCAGGAGCAGAGAAAAGAAGGACAAAGGAAAGGAGAAUGUUCCUCAGAGGACCAAACAUGACUCCUCAUCUCCUUCUCCACCACCUAAACAGGAGACCAGGAGGGGAAGGAGCAGAGACACUGAGAGGGAAAAAGACAGGAGUAAACUGGACAAAAAGACCAAACACGACUCCUCGUCUCCUUCACCUCCUGAGAAGGAGAGAGCGAGAAGGGAGAGGAGUGGAGAGAGGGAGCGCCGGACUGAGAGAGAUUUGCACUCGAGGGCACCAAAUGAAAGGGACAACAGGAAAGACACCGGGAGGAGACAAGAGAGGGAGGUGUCUCCUCGCCAACAGAAACCUGACCGGAGAAGGGAUGGACACCCGACUCGUGGUUCACUGUCCCCCGCCUCUCGCUCGCCUGUCUCCAGUGGGGGUCCAAGAGAGAAGGAGAGGAGAAGAGAAAAAGACAUGGAGAGGGAGAGGAAUCUGAACAAGCAGGGAGAACCAGACAGAGAGCGCGGUCAAGAAGACGGCAGGAAAAGAGAGGAGGGGGUCCGACCAUCUGCAGGAAGCAGACAAGAUCUCAGACCUGCUGAUAAAAACACGAGCGAAAGACCCGACACGAUGGACCGUCAGGAGAAGACGAGGAGCCCUCCGGCAAAGGAGAAACGAGAAGACAAGGCAAAACAGGCUGAGAAAAGAAAAGAGAGCUCCAGCAGCAGUAGUGGUAGCAGCAGCGGCAGCAGCAGCGGCAGUGACAGCGACAGCUCCUCAUCCUCCUCUUCAUCUUCAUCCUCCUCCUCCUCCUCAUCAUCCUCUGAGGAGGAAGGCAAGGUGAAGAAGGCAGCAGGGAAGGAAAAAGCCAGUCCCAUGAAAAGUGCCCCAGCUGCCAUUGGAGCUGCAGUUCAUCGGUAUUUAACCAAUGGAAGAAAAGAAAGUUCUGCUUCUGCAUCUGAGGGAGACGCACUGAGACGACCAGAUGGAGGAGACAGACGCGAGAGGACAGACAGACCUCCUCACAGAUCUCCUGUAGACAACUGUCCGUCCCAACCCAAAGGUCAGGAGCGAUACAGCCCCACACAGGUGGACAGUCCCAGUCCACCCCCCUCCCCACCCAACAGAGCGGACCACAGCAGGGGCAGCAGGUACUCUGAGGCAGACAAAAACAGGCCGGAGGCCAAAGUUGGGGAUAGGGAUAGAGGGAGGGACAGGGGCACAGCCAGGAGGGCGGCGAGACUGAGCCCCCCGACCAGGAGGUCACGCUCUCCGCCCAAGAAAACAACCACCACCUCCCCGGCCCGUCGCACUCCACCAAGGCAGUACCAGGAGGCCCCGCCCCGAUCCAGGAGAGCCUCCCCUCCUCCGGCCUGGUCAGACAGGGAGAGAGAGAGGCAGAGGGACCGAGACAGAGAGAGGGACAGAGAGAGGGACAGAGAACGUGAUCGGGCUCCAAGACGCAGCAGGUCCAGAAGCCAGAGGAGGCGCAGCCCCCCCAACAGGUCCCGACGCUCUCCUUCUCCACCGCGACGGAGGAGGAGCAGUCGCUCCCUCUCCAGAGAACGAGGGAGAGAAAGAGAAAAGGAAAACGAGCGGAUUAGACAGAGGGAGGUGGAGCAAGAGAGAGAAAGAGAGAAGAUCCAGCCAAAAGAUGUUCCCCCGCCUGGCAGGUCCUCUUCCUCCUCAUCUUCCUCCGGCUCCGGCUCCUCCUCUUCCUCUUCACCUUCACCGGCUCGCGAGAGUAAAGACACAAAACUACCAGCAGAGAAAGACGGAAGAAGAGAGGAUGAAGGGAAAGAGGACGGAGAGCAGAAAAGUCGUUCUUCCUCUUCACAGGGUCCCUCCAGAGACUCCUCCCACGCUCCACCCUCAGGUAGAAGAGGCUCCCAGUCGGACCCCCGCCGCUCCGACGUGACCUCCAGAAGGUCCCCGGCCAGCAGCCAAUCAGACGCCAAACAGCCAUCACGAGGUCCAACCAGGAAGGAGUCGCCACCGGCUGCCGCUCGACCGUCAGACCAAACGGUCAGAAGCGAGAGCACGGUGAACGGCAAGGAGGCAACUAAGAAAAGCGGAAGCAGCAGCUCCAGCUCUUCUUCCUCCUCCUCCUCUUCCUCAUCGUCUUCAUCCUCCUCUUCAGACAGUUCUGACUCUGAGGCGGAGCCAGGAAAAGGGAAAACCACCAAAGCUCCGAGCAGUUCAUCCUCGUCCUCCUCUGACGGAGAAAAGGAAACAAAGAACAAGAGUCCUGUCAGGCCCCAGCGGAUCCCGGCUGAUUCACUGAGAGAUUCUCGCUCCCUCAGUUAUUCUCCUCCGAGAUACAUCAGAGCAGCGCCGUCCUCCCCGAGCCGCAGGUCUGUACACGCCAAGACGUCUACCGGAGCAGAAUGAGAAACAGCUUUAACUUGUUGAGAAGCGGCAGCCGACAGUCGCCAAGUCGCUCGUCAACCAGCAGACGAAGGAAAUGAGCUGAGGACCCAGAGACUCGUCCCUUCUUCUUCUGUGGUGUUUCUGCACUCACCUGCGACGAGUCUGAACAACAUGAACUUCACAGACGUCAGAUGAUUCACGUGUGUGAAUGUCUGGGGACUGGAUUUGGUUCUGAGCCGCGACACGUGGAUCAGCAGUGUGACGCAGGACCAGUCUGUACAUUUAUUCUUAUGAGCUGAGUAAGAAAAGCUAACACAUGAAAACAGCUGAGUUAAAGUAACGAUGUUCCUCUGUACCUGUACUGUUUAUUGUGUUCUACCUGUAGAUAUGGGCUGUCUGUAUUUUGGUUAUUAACAUGUAACAGAUUCGUGAUUGCCAUUUAAUGUGAGGGGAAACUGAAACGUGGUUAAUUUCUUUGUUGAAAAAUGGUUGAUAACAAUAAAAAGGCAAUUGUACAUUU